This is a messenger RNA of Candida tropicalis MYA-3404, 1254 nucleotides long. It is a transcript of the gene HAT1, whose product is annotated as histone acetyltransferase catalytic subunit. Gene Ontology annotation, molecular function: histone binding; histone H4 acetyltransferase activity. Gene Ontology annotation, cellular component: nucleus. NCBI's taxonomy places the organism in Eukaryota, Fungi, Ascomycota, Pichiomycetes, Serinales, Debaryomycetaceae. Bases 1 to 1254 code for a protein of 417 amino acids. Gene Ontology annotation, biological process: subtelomeric heterochromatin formation. The transcript has a single exon. The record is from RefSeq and is a predicted model, not a curated record.
AUGUCAUCGGAAGAGAAAUCAUCACUGAAUUUAAAAGUUACAGAUGUAGCAUCAUUAAGACCUGAACAAUGGACUUCAUCAUCAAAUGAUGCAUUGAAAUUAUUUGUUACUAAUAAAGAGGCGGCAGUUAAUUUUCAACCCACUUUUACAUAUCCAAUAUUUGGAGAUGCAGAAACUAUUUAUGGAUAUAAAGAUUUAAAUAUUUUCUUAUGUUUUGAUCAUUUUACAUUUAAGCCAUUUUUAAAUAUUAAAUAUACUGAAAAAUUAAAUGAUGAUCCAGAAAUUAUUGAUAUUAAAAAAACAAUUGAUGAAUAUUUACCAAAUCUGACAAUUUUUAAAGAUGAAGUUAAAUGGGUUGAUUCAAUUGAAGAAGAAAAGAAAAAUGGGUAUAAAAUUCCUGGAGAAUUAAUUGAUUCAUUUGAAUUAAAAGAUAAAGAAUAUGAAGUUUAUAAAAUUGAUUUGAAAUCUGAAAUUGGAUAUGAAUUACAUCAAAGAUUACAAAUCUUGGUCUUAUUAUUUAUUGAAGCUGGUUCUUUUAUUGAUGCCAAGGAUGAAUUAUGGAACUUGUAUGUUUUCUAUGAAAAGGGUAAUAGUAAAGAUAAUUCCGAACCAUCAAUUGUUGGAUUUACUACAGCUUAUAAUUACUGGAAAUAUCCUGGUGCUGAAAAAUUUGACUCAGCAAAUCAUGAAGUUAGAAUUAAAAUUUCGCAAUUUAUAAUAUUACCAAUGUAUCAAGGUCAAGGAUUGGGACAAUUGUUUUAUACUCAUUUAUUUAAUAAAUGGUUAAAAGACGAUAGUAUAAUUGAAGUUGUUAUUGAAGAUCCAAAUGAAAGUUUUGAUGAUUUGAGGGAUAGAGCAGAUUUGAAAAGAUUGAAUGAAGAUCCUGAAUUUGAUUUUAAUGAUGUAACUACUACGGUUGAUAAAAAUUGGAUUGAAAAAACCAGAAAGAGAUUAAAAUUGGAAAAGAGACAAUUUUCUAGAUUAUUAGAGAUUAUUUUGUUGUAUAAAUUGAAACAAGGUGGAUUUCCUGAUAUUACAAAGAAAGAUGUUAGACUAUUUAUUAAAAAGAGAUUGUAUGAUAAAAACAAGGAAGGUUUGGCUACAUUAGAUGAUAAUACCAAAAAGGAUAAAUUACAAACAGCUUAUCAAGCAUUAGAAGAAGAUUAUUAUAGAAUAUUGGGUGAAUUGAAAUUGAAUAUCAAACGUAAAUCCGAUAACGAUGAUGAUCUUGCAAACAAGAAGACAAAAACCUAG